Molecule: messenger RNA, 1736 nt
Organism: Phycodurus eques (leafy seadragon)
Lineage: Eukaryota; Metazoa; Chordata; Actinopteri; Syngnathiformes; Syngnathidae
Gene: grk1b
Product: G protein-coupled receptor kinase 1 b
Exons: 8
Biological process (GO): protein phosphorylation; regulation of signal transduction
Cellular component (GO): cytoplasm
Molecular function (GO): ATP binding; protein kinase activity
Source: RefSeq, a predicted model, not a curated record
UUAAUAGCUUCUGUCAAGUGGCCCGUGUAAUCCCGGCCAGCAAACGAAGCACCGAACUGGAUUUCAGGUGAACGGUAACGCUCCGGCUGAUGUGCCUUCCCGUCACUACAGUGCGUGAGGCGAGGUGGAGACAGGCCACAAAGUAGACCUGCUGCAUCUUUACUUCCUGUGGUUGAUGGAGGAACAAGGGGCAACGCAAAUAAUCAUAAGUUGGUCAUCGUUUGACUCUGCGGCAGCGAGUUAAGACAAAAAUCGAGUAAUCAUGGACAUCGGCGGUUUGGAGACAGUGGUGGCCAACCCGGCGUACGUGUCGGCCCGAGGAAGCGUGGAUGGCGCGGCGGCGGCCACCCUGCGGGACAAGAAGAUGCGGGCCAGGCUGAAACUACCACACAUCAGAGACUGUGAACACACCAAAGCGUCAGUGGGCGAGACCUUCGACAGCAUGUGCGUCAAAGAGCCCGUCGGCAAGCGGCUCUUCCAGCAGUUUCUGGAGAGCGAGGCCACCCGCAAAACCGCCGGAGAGCUGUGGAAGGACAUCGAAGACUACGUCAUCUGCCAAGAAAAGGACAGAGUCCAGAAGGCUCAAAAAAUGGUCAAUAAAUACUACGAGUCGGCGUCAAAGAACUUCUGCAGCUUCCUGGAAGAGAAGGCUGUCACCCGAGUGAAGGAGGACUUCAAAAAUGUCCACGGUGACUUAUUCAAAGAGAGCGAGAAACAGCUCCUCAAACACCUGGAGACAAAGGCCGUGGACGGCUUUAAGCUGAGCAUGUACUUCCUGCGUUACGUUCAGUUCAAGUGGUUGGAGGCGCAACCCGUUGACGAGGAGUGGUUCAUGGACUUCAGGGUCCUUGGCAAGGGCGGUUUCGGCGAAGUGUACGCUUGUCAGGCUAAGGCCACGGGUAAAAUGUACGCCAAUAAAAAACUGGAUAAGAAGAGGCUGAAGAAACGCAAAGGCUACGAGGGCGCGAUUGUGGAGAAGCGCGUCCUUGCCAAAGUCCACCGUCGCUUCAUUGUGUCGCUGGCGUACGCCUUCCAGACCAAGACUGACCUCUGCCUGGUUAUGACUAUCAUGAAUGGUGGGGAUCUCAGGUUUCAUACGUACAACGUGGAUGAAGAAAAUCCUGGUUUCACUGAGAAGAGAGCGUCUUUCUACACAGCGCAGAUCAUCUGUGGGCUGGAACACCUUCACCAGCACAGGAUCAUCUACAGAGACCUGAAGCCGGAGAACGUGCUGCUAGAUGAUGCAGGACACGUCCGCCUGUCAGAUUUGGGCCUGGCUGUCGAGCUUCCACCGGGAAAAGACAAAACGUCUGGUUAUGCAGGAACUCCAGGUUUCAUGGCUCCAGAGCUGCUCCAGAAAAAGGAAUACGACUACUCGGUGGAUUAUUUCACUCUGGGAGUGACUCUGUUUGAGAUGAUCGCAGCCAAAGGACCCUUCAGAGGACGAGGAGAGAAGGUGGAGAAUGACGAGGUGGCGCGCAGAAUUUUGAACGAUCCGGUGCCGUACACGGCCAACUUCAGCGAAGAAUGUAAAGCUAUUUGUGAAGGCUUGAUGGAAAAGGAUCCAGGGAAACGCCUCGGGUUCAGGAACAACGAGUGCGCUGAGCUCUAGAGCCAAGCCUUCUUCAAGGAGAUCAAUUGGGGACGUCUCGAGGCUGGCUGUGUGGAUUCCGCGGCCGCUCAGCGAUGGCGUGAAUGCGAGUGCCAAUGGUGAUUGAUUGGCGACCAAUUCAGGG